AAAACGAUUUUACAUAGAACCUCUGGGUAUAGCGAAACAAUGGACGACAGAGGCACACUGAUGAGACUUUAAUGUCGAGCUGUGCCACCGAGUGUAGGAGGACUGCAGUUACCCUUUGACACCUCUGUUGACAUAGUACGCUGCGGAACUGAGAAUAUAAAGACGUGUAGAUAAAUUUACACGUCUUUAAGUAGCUGUGGGAUACGGUAAGCGACUGCCGGCAGGGGGUGCUAUAAUGCCGAACUGAAUGGUUUCUUUCUCACGUCACAGUUCUUGCGAGGGCGUCUGUUGUCUAAAGGCCGCAGUAGCAAAGCAUUUUUGUCUUGGGUCGUAUCUCUAUUUUUUUGUUAUUUGUGCGUCAACAAAUUUGACUGACAGUCAUCUAUCACCAGCAGUGACUUUUCCCCUGUAACGUCUCCAUUCACUUUGUACCAUGCGUAAUCCGAGACUCGUCACACUGCGGUAGAAGUGCACUGCUACGGUUGUAUCAGCAGGGUUCGCUGUGGCGCUGGUCGCCCCUCAGUUGGUAGUUCUGAUGCUGUGUUGUCUUCUCUCUAUAGCAAUGAGCAAGCAGGCAAAAACAGAACGGUAAAGGUGGCGGGUAGUGCUGCUUUCUUGCAGCCACAACCUCUGGACUCAGGCCCGUAGCCUCAUGAGGAAGCUCCAUGCUGACUGACGCUGGGAGAUGGGAAUACUCAAUAUUACAGACCAGCCUCCACUGGUCCAGGCGAUCUUUAAUAGAGAUGUAGAAGAAGUCCGACUGUUGGCUAGCCGGAAGGAGGACGUCUGUUUGCUGGACCAAGAAAGACGUAGUCCUCUUCACGCUGCUGCAUAUUUAGGAGAUGUUCAGAUCAUUGAACUUCUGAUACAGGCAGGUGCCAACAUCAAUGCAAAAGAUAAUGUCUGGCUGACACCCUUACACCGUGCAGCUGCCUCCCGCAAUGAACGAGCUGUUAACCUCCUUUUGAAGCACUCUGCAGAUGUUAAUGCCCGCGAUAAAUACUGGCAAACACCAUUACAUGUUGCAGCAGCAAACAGAGCUACCAAGUGUGCUGAAGCACUAAUACCACUGUUGAGUAGCGUAAACUUUGCAGACCGCACUGGAAGGACGGCACUCCAUCAUGCUGCACACAGUGGCCAUAUUGAGGGCAUUUAGAAGUGGUGAAGUUGCUGGUGGCCCGUGGUGCUGAUACUAUGGGGAAGGACAAGAGAGGCUAUACACCACUGCACGCAGCAGCAGCCAAUGGUCAAAUUGAGGUGGUAAAAUACCUGCUGAAGCUAGGAGUUGAGAUUGAUGAACCAAAUGUUUACGGGAACACAGCACUUCACAUUGCAUGUUACAUGGGCCAGGAUGCUGUGGCAAAUGAGCUGGUUAACUGUGGGGCCAAUGUGAACCAGCCUAAUGAGAAGGGGUUCACUCCCCUGCACUUUGCUGCCGUCUCCACCAAUGGAGCUCUGUGUUUAGAGCUGCUUGUUAAUAAUGGAGCAGAUGUCAACUUUCAGAGUAAAGAAGGGAAGAGUCCUUUGCACAUGGCUGCCAUUCAUGGACGGUUUACACGAUCUCAGAUCCUCAUACAGAAUGGUGGUGAGAUAGACUGCGCUGAUAAACAUGGCAAUACACCUCUACACAUUGCUGCUAGAUAUGGUCAUGAGCUGCUAAUUAGUACUCUAAUGACAAACGGUGCUGACACUGCAAGGCGCGGUAUCCAUGGCAUGUUCCCCUUGCACUUGGCCGUGCUGUACGGGUUUUCAGACUGUUGUCGCAAGUUACUUUCCUCAGAACUCCAUUGCACUAUGCAGCUGCUAAUGGUAGCUACCAGUGUACGGUGACACUACUCACCAAUGGGGCCAGUAUUAAUGAAACGGACUGCCGAGGCUGCACGUCCUUACACUACGCUGCCGCUUCCAAUGCAUACAGACGUAGGGUUGACACGCUUGUCUGUCAUGGACAUGAGGGUGAUGAUGAGCUCCUGAAGGACUCUCGACAGAAAGAAGCAUUCUUUUGUUUAGAAUUUUUACUGGAUAAUGGUGCUGAUCCUUCCCUUCGUGACAAGAUGGGAUACAGUGCAGUUCACUAUGCAGCUGCCUAUGGCAACAGACAAAACCUUGAACUGCUCUUAGAGAUGUCCUUUAACUGCCUUGAGGAUGUGGAAUGCACUAGCCCAGUCAGUCCUUUGCACUUAGCUGCCUAUAAUGGUCACUGUGAAGCCCUAAAGACACUGGCAGAAACACUAAUGAAUUUAGAAGUGCGUGACAGAAGAGGCAGAACGGCUCUUUAUCUUGCUGCAGAACGAGGUGCUGCAGACUGUGUGGAGGUUUUAAUGUGCCAUGGAGCUUCUCCUAUUACAAAAGAUAUAAAGAACAAAUGGACCCCACUUCAUAUUGCAGCUGCCUAUGGCCAUACUGAAUGCCUGCAUCUUCUAAUUGACAGCGGAGAGGGCAUUGACAUAACUGAUGUCAUGGACAUAAAGGGACAGACACCACUGAUGCUGGCAGUGAUGAAUGGACAAGUUGACUGUACUCACCUUUUGCUGGAAAAAGGAGCUACAGUUGAUGCAGGAGACAAGAGGGGAAGAACCGCUCUCCAUCGUGCGUCUGUGUCUGGGUGUGAAGAAUGCAUUGGCGCACUGCUAGAACAUGAUGCAUAUGUAUUGUGUCGAGACUUCCGGGGCAGGACACCUCUACAUUUUGCAUCAGCUUGUGGACAUUCUAGUGUCCUGAACACACUGUUGCAGGUAGCUUUUUCUAGUGACCCUCUAGACUCCAUAACAGAUUACAGUGGCUAUACACCCCUGCAUUGGGCUUCUUACAAUGGGCAUGAAGACUGUUUAGAAGUGUUGCUUGAUCACAGAUCCUUCACUUCCUUGGAGGGGAACCACUUUACUCCAUUGCACUGUGCAGUAAUAUUUGCUGUACAGAGCGAAAGCAGAUUUAUCUUUAAUGGACAUCAGCAAGAACACAGCUCUUCAUCUGGCCUGCAGUAAGGGCCAUGAAAAAUGUGCUUUGUUGAUUCUUGGGGAGACUAAUGAUCCUAGCCUUAUCAAUGCAACAAGCAGCACUCUGCAAACGCCCCUUCACCUAGCAGCUCGGAAUGGUUUGUCUUCAGUGGUUCAAGCCUUGCUUAGUAGGGGUGCCACAGUACUUGCCAUGGAUGAAGAAGGUCAUACCCCAGCAUUGGCCUGUGCUCCUAAUAAAGAUGUUGCAGACUGCUUGGCACUUAUUCUGUCCACCAUGAAGCCUUUCCCUCCAAAAGAUGCUGUCAGCCCAUUCAGCUUUAGCCUCCUCAAAAACUGUGGCAUUGCAGCUAAAACAGCAGCCUGCAGCUCCCUGCCCAAUGGCAACAUCCGUCCAUAUGGCAAGGAUCGACACAACACUGUAGGCUUGGAGAGCUGUUACCACGAGUAGACAAAGACAUGGGUGAUCUAAUACCGUGAUAUCAUAUUUAUUUAUAUAUUUUAUAUAUAAAUAUACAUAUAUCUAUAAAUUGUGGUAGUUUAUGGGAGAACAGUCACACAUUAAACCUCAUGGCCUAAACAAAAUAUUACUUGGGAGACUGAGUCAAAAAGGAGUUAAUUUAACAGUCAUUUGAAUAUCAAGUUCUGCCUAAAGUAUGAAAUCACAACCUAUGCAUUGCUGUUAGUCUGUAUAUUCUGUUCUGUGCCCCAAAUCCUCCUUUCCUUUGAGUAUAUGUUAUUUUUUUUUUUUUACUUUUGCAUUUUUGUGUUGAUGCAUCAGCCAUUUUCAUGUUGGUAAGCUGCUGAUGCUUCACUCAUUGAUAGGUAUGCCGAUAGCCAAAUUAGUUGAAUAAAGCUUGUAUAUAUUUGUACUUGUUAAAUAUUAUAAGCUUCCUGAAGAUCAGAUGAUUUGGGUCAGUGCAAAGCUGAGAUGAUGUAUUUAUCUCCAUACGCUGUCCUGUAUCAGUCUGUAAGCUUGCCUUAAUGGACUGGGCUGGCAUUGGAACAGUUUGCACAAGGUUUGAGUACAGAAAGUCCAUGCUGUACUGUACUGUACUGUAUUGACAUUAAAAAAACUUUUAAGGGUUUAUCUUCAGCUUUGGGAACUUGCAUAAUGUGUUUGAAAUCCUCUGGCUUUGUUGUUUUGCAGCCAAAGCCGUGACUAACUACUCAAACUGCUUAGGUGGAUGGGAUGAAUAAUGAUUGUCAUGGCCUCAGCUGCACCUGGCACAAUGUGGCUUUAUCUUUUUUGUAACAAAAGAAGCCUACAACCAGGUAUAGUAUGGCUACAAGAACCUGAGAACACUAUUUGGUGAUGCUAAAUUCUCUGUGCCAUAGUGCCAAAAUGUAAUUUAAUGGGCACCAUUUUAAACUUGUCAGCGUAGUUUGAACUGGUACUUAUUUGCUGAUGUGUGCAGCUCUCCAUUUCAUUGCUGUUGGCUAUAUGUGUGACAUACUUUCCCUUGUUGGUGUUCAUCUGGACAACACCCUUUCCACUAUAACACUAGGUGUAUAUUUAUGGCACCACCACUUCUCAUUUGUUGCUUGCCCUUGUACUGUACUUUGGGUUCUAAACACAAAGCCAAGUAUCUUUACUCAUAGAUGUCCAUUGAGUGGUAUAUAAAAAAAGAUAAAAAUAGACGUUUAGAAAAGGAUUUAGUACCAAAAAUGCAUAUAUGUGUAUAUAUAACAAUGCACUUUUUAAAAUUCUUGAUAAGUGUAUUCUUCCAUUGUUUUUAAGUAGCAUGUGGAUAUUUUUUUUUACUGUUUGUGAAAUUUUCCUGUAAACUCAGUGAACUUUUUACAGAAUUGAUGAAAUUUGUAUCCACACCUUGUGUGAAGGAUGCUUAGAGAUAUAUACAGAAAGAAAAUAAUCUAUAGGGCACAGCAUUCUAGUUCCUUAUUAGGACACUAUUGCUAGAUCCCCAAAUAGACCAUUAAAAAAACACAAAAAAAAAAAAAAAAAAAAAAAAAGAUAGCUGGGAGCAUUACACAUGUGAGUUGUGGUCAUGCAGGCUCCCUUAAAGACAUUGCUGCAGCAGAAAUAGAACAUACUAGUGACGUACUCUUGGGAGAUUUAAAUGCGAUGUCUACAGCAGAAUUUCUGCAUUACUUGCACUAAAGUUUGAGCUAUUAGAAAUUCUGAGUGACAUUUUUUUUUUAUUUUUGUUGGUAUAGUAAGCACUUCUUUGGCCAGAAGUAGGAUUUGGGUUUGCACAAGAUGUAAUUGCUGGCCAACUGAAUUUUUUUUAUGUGCCUGUAAUUAGUUGCUGUGCGUCAUGAGAUAUAGGCAGCUAGCACAGGGCAUCCUUCAAAAAGAUGCACUUUGCAGUUUCAGAAUUUCUUCAUUGUUACUUUUAAUUAUGUCAAAGUUGCAAACUACUUGAAAAGUAUUUUUUAAUAUAAUGGUAUAAAGGAAGGAGCCUAUUCCACCCUUCACCCAUUUUGAUCUUUUAGACAAUGUUAAGUGUUGCAGUUUUAAGUUUUCUUUUACCUCAGUUACAUGAGCCAAAAAAAAAAAAACUUGAUGUUUUUUGAAUUGCACAGUUACAGUUUUUAAACAGUAUUCUUUUUGUUACUUUUUAAAACUGGACAGCAAAUGUUUACAUGCUUAUUGGACAAGUUUUCUUUCUGAAGAGUUCUGACACACUUUUUUUUUUUUUCGCUUCGAGCCAGUAGCUAGAAGGAUGCUGUGCUUGGCUAUCUGUAGCUCAGUGAAGGCAAAAAUUAAAAUAACUGUAGCCAGUUAAGGACCAACAACCCCCAUCUGUCACCCCCACUAGUAAACAGUAAUGUGCACUUGUCCUCUUUUUUCCAUCACUUCCCUGUUUCAUAUGGGUACAGUGUGCCAUUCUCUGCCCUGGUCAUCCCAUGCUUUUGUUUUCAGCAACACUGCUGACUCUGGGUUUGUACCACUGUAUUAUUUACAACUAAUGUAAGUCACCCAUUGUAGCUCCUGUAAAGAUUCAGAGGUCACACUUCCCUUUUGUAGUAGACUUGCAGUGUUUUCUGAGGGUUUUGGGGUCACUGUCUGAGUAAAGUGAAUCAUAUUAUCUCUGUUGACUUGACUAUAUCCUAGCAGCUAAAAAGUUAAACAUUUAAGCAUUUAUCAGUACAUAUGGCGUUCGUACCAUAAUUCAGACAUUAAACACAAGCGUGUGUGUGUGUUUGUGUGUGUAUAUGGCAUGGGCUCUGUCAUGGGUUGCCAUCCCUUGCUAUUUGAAGCGGACAUUAGGACCUUGAGACAGCUUUAGGACCUUCUUUUUCAUAUUUGUGCAGUAAAGCCAUGAAACCAUGUAGAUAGAGUACAUCCCUGUUUAAAAAAAUAGCAUUAAGAGAUUUUCAAGUAAAAAUACUGAUAGUGAUUUAAAUGUAAUAUUUAGUAAAAUGUAACAUGUUAAAAAAACACUGAAAAUGGCAGUAUCUCUUCAGUGCAUGUAUGCAUCCAGACUUACCAGCAGUGCCAUAGAGGACAGAGCUUCCAUGUAGUUAAACUAUUGAUGUUAGCCCAUUUUGAUUACAAAACAAGUUGUCCUAAAGUAGUAAUAUUAUCUGGACCUCUUUUGGAAAUAAAAUCUCUGGCGGUGUACUGAUUGUGUACAUAUGUUUUCACUUGGAUUUGUCUUGCUGUGGAAACUUUGCUCCUUUACCUUGGCGACCAUCAAGCUUCCCUCUUUGUGCUUGUUCUGUUAGCCUGUUUGUCCUGUAGGAGCCAAGAGCCCAAUGUGGUGUUUUUUUUCCUCCCAGAGAUGGGAGCAGAGAAGUGGAGAGAGGAACUGUCAUUUGUCUGAAGUCAUGGGGCGAGGUUUAUUUUGAGUUCCAUACUCCUCUGCAUAUGCCAAGGAUGGUCUCAGAGUUGUUUGCAUUGGGCAUAAGUGAGGGUAUGUCACUUCUGCAAAUGAUGUAACCCCUCAAGACAGUCCUCGUCAAAGUCAUUACUCCCUUAAGAUCGCCCGUCUACGCCAGAGGUUCUGCAGUGGGACUAAACACCCAGACAUAUACCCUCACCAUCUCCUUCCCCAAAGAAGGAUGAUCUGGCAAAGUCACAUCUAUCCUCUCAUCCUCAUGCCAUCUCCAGCAAAGCCUGAAUAGUUAUUCCAACUCGGGUUGCUUAGGUUUUAGAUGGGGCUUCAUUCCCUCUACUCCAACAAAGCUGGCUUUGCUUUUUAAAAUUUGGUGACUUUUUAUCCCACAAAGAAGUCUUAGUUUUAUGUCACCAUCUGUAUGUAAAAAUGAGGUUGCUGAACCUGUGAAUCUUGAUUUCAUUGUGUGUGUGUUAAGGAUUCAAAAGACUGAUUUUUACACUUGCAGUUUGUCACAUCUUUACCUGGGUUUGUAGUGUAGGUACCAAGUUUCAAGUUGUGCAGUGCUGCUGGUCAGUGUUAAUGACUUCACAUGCUAGAUUUAAAAGGUUUCAAAAACUACAAUAUCCCCAAAGUAAGAUAUGAACAUGCUAGUGAUAAGAAAGAAGUGCAAGCAUCAUCGUUUCAUUAGAGUUAUUGGUCCUAAAUCAUUAGUACCUUUUAAGUUAAGUAAAGCUUAUUGAAAACUCAAAGGAUCCAAUAUACAUGCCUAUUUCUUCUGAAGAGGCAUUGCUGUUGACAUUUGUUAUAACGUUAUCACUUUCAUUAAGCUUUCCUGCCUUGUAGUCCAGUUGGAAAAUGAGUUUGUGUGAUUACCAGUACAUUUUAAUAAUCAAAGAGCUGCAAGAAACUUGCAUUCUGCAGACUUAAAUUUAAUUUCUUUAUCCUGCAUUUGUACACUGUGUAUGUUUGAGCCUCGAUACAUAAACAGAUCAGAACUAUGGUGGCCCCUUUAUAAAAGGCAGUUUUUGAUAAAACUGCCAUGUAUGUUUAUUUUGAUUCUAACUGAUUACUUUUAGACUUAUACAUUUACUAAAUUGUAUUGUUUGAUAAUCGUUUGAUCCCAGCCAAGAAGCAAAAGGUAUGUAUAGUGUAUGUAAAAAGCUAAUGCAUAGAACAAAAUGUAGCACUCGUAGUCAAGGAGGGAGGGCCACCUAUGUACAGAGCUCUAAAGUAUGCCCCAAGUAGUUUUCUCUUAACUAAAUUAGUAGUGUACCCCCCCCCCCCAAAAAAAAAAAAACAAUAAUCCUUGUUCUUCAUUCCCAUCUACAGCAGUACCACCCAGUGAAUGGUACUUCAGAAAAUAUUCUGGGGGAAACUGAUUUCUGUUGUGGGAUAGAUUACAGACUUUGUGUGACAGGUGUGGCAUUUAGUAUUUAUGACAUGUACAGAAUGGUACUUUUUAUUAGAGAGAAAAUCUUCUGUUAGAUGAGCAAAAUUACUUUUUCCUGUUUUUUUCUCUUCUCCUUCAGAGCAUUAAGGGAAGACAAUCAAGAAAACUAAGGGCUUUUAAGUGUUCCGUCAGCUGCACUUUGCUUGUUGAAUAUUUUUUGUCUUCGCACAUCAUAGUGGGGGAUUUUUUCAUUACUGCACUGCGGAUGCCUUUUUAGACUUUGUUUGGGUCAUGAGCAAUCCCUUUGGGGAGUGAUUUGUUCUCCUUUAAACUUGUAAUGUGUACACCAACAGCACAGCUUGACAAUUAAGUAAUAAUCAAAGUUUUAGUAAUAAUGUAUAAUGUUUGCUCAAUGAGAUUCGUGUUGGUUCCCUAGUGCAUUUGAAUCUGGGGCUUGGACAAAACUGGAGUUGCCUGCCCUCUCCCUAGCCCUCAGCUGCUGUUCGUCCUUAUUAAUACUGUCAGGUUAGAUGCCCAAAAUUGCAGGAUAGUUUGUGUAUGUAAAGCAAAUAAGAAGUGGGCACGGUCUUCUGUUUUUGUCUCCCCUUCAGCUUUGUACAGCUGCCCCACAUGUCCCUCCUUUGUCUCCAUAGUAUACUGGUGGUUACCAUCCUGUAUGAUAGAAUGAUGAGUAGUUUUCUGUGGAGAAUUUCUGCUAACCUAGGUUAUGGGUAGUUUAAUUGGCACAAGCAAAUUUUCUAUACCAUUUCCUCAGGCAAAAGAAAAAAAGUUUAGUGGAGUUUUUAUUGUCAUAUUUUAAGAGUUUUGCACUGGUUUACAAAAGUAGUCUUGUCUUUGAUUGUGGAGACAGGAUGUAAAGGCAAAUUUUAUGUAUUUAGUCUUUGUGGUAAGUUUGUUUUUUUUUUUUUUUUUUUUUACAUUUUUUGAUUCACGACGAUGAGGGGAAUACACUGAACAUAGGGAGAGCAGCUGACUCCAGUUUUUUUUUUUUUUUUUUUUUUAACCCAGCCCUUAACCCAAAGCACUUGCUUCAGAAUAAGCACUUUCUACUAAAGCAUGAGGGUCCUGCUUCCCAGAGUAAAAACAGAAAAGAAAGAGAUGACAAAAAUGUAGGUUGAAAAUUGAAAAUCAUCUCUAAAGAAAGAAAAAAAAGACACAAGGGAAGUUCUUGAACAGCACAAAUACAUUUCAACGAAAAGGUGUAUUUGCACUGCCAUUCUGUAAAGAACGAGUUGCCAAAGUCAACUCUACUGAGCCAUAAAACUGCUAACACUGAAUGUACUGUCCUGAGUAAGCAGUGGUCACUGGGUUUCAAAGGGGUUACCAGGCUCUUAAUGAAUUUCAAAUGAUUGCUUUGUCACUGUGUUCUUCAGCAACAGAAGUUGCAUCAGUAGUUCGCUACUACUGUGAGAAACAAAAAGAUUAGGGCAAACUUGAGUCAGCAGAAUGCCUGUAUUUAAUUUAUAGUUUAUAGUGCUUAAAGAGAAAAAAAUGUUUGUUGUACCACAGAAAUGCUUAGAGGUGGGGCACUGCUCUGUUAUUUUUCUAGUUUUCCCCACCAUAACUGUUGAAGAAGCAGCUGUGUAAAUACUUCUCAUUUGCUGCCUGGAGAAGUGUGCAUUACCCACUGAAAGCUUGUCCUUCAUUAGACUGCAUCUGAUGACAGGUCUCUGUUGAGCUGGCUUUGCACUAGCCCUACAGAGACCUUCCCCAUGGUUUGCCUGUGCACUGUAGAACAUUUCUGGCACCAGCAAAAAGUUCUUAAUUCAAAAGUUGUGUGACCUGAAACCUUUUUGUCAUGUCACUGUGUGACUGAUUUUUCAAUCUUUGCUGUAUUUUGUACGAUUUCAAAACCAUUAAAUUAUUUUCUGUCCUCUGUGUUGAUAGGUCAUAUGUUAUACACUGAGACAUCACCAGUGGUCAAUAUGUACAUCUGUUGUAAGGACAGAUUUUCAGGAUCUUUAUGGAUAACUUCUGAACACUGCCUUUCUUAAAUGUUUCCAUGACCCCAUUUUGAAAAGGAAACAAAUAUUUCCCAUCAGGUCAUAGCUUAGAACCUUGAAGUGCAUCAUCUUUUUGUGUUUUAAACCAAAGCAGACGCAGACAUGGACACAAUUCAGUUCAGGCAUGCAGUGGAUUUAAUAAUUAGCCUCCAAAGUAUAUUUUAAUUCAAGUGACCAGUUAAGUGUUUUCCUCUGGAUUUUCAGAUGAGUUGUUUUUGCUUUGAUGGUCUCUUAAAUAGUAUUUGUUUGUACAGAGCAUGCAACUGUCUACCAAAGGAUCCACUGUGCCAGUGUUCUCCAUGCCACUUCAUGAGAAUUUUCCCCAGCAAAGUUUGUGGCAGGAGGAUGUGUUUAAAGUCUACAGAAUAUUACAUCAUGGUACUGCUAUGCUGAGGUUUAAAACAGCUACUCUACACAGUGUGGAUAAAUUCCCACGUCUUACUUAAGAGCAUAGUAUAGUUUUGAUCUGACCUGAUGAAAGUAGUGUUUUACAAAGGUAGUGAAUAACAAAGCAGUUCUCAUCCAGUAAUGAGGGGAACCUCCAUGAACCCAUCCAUACUGCUGCUGGUUUGGAUGUUAAUGGAGGCUAUAUGCUGCUAGAUAACUGCACAAGAUGUUUCUAAGGGGAUACUGUGUUUUUAUGAACUUUAAUUACCUCUAGCCAGUCUCUUCAUGUUGAACAACUUUCUGCAAUACUGGCCAUACAUUGGCAUCCUUAAUAAUAACUGUCUUUGUGAAAUAUGAGUUUUUUUAAAUAAUUUUCUGCUUUCUGUAUUUACAUACUCUGCUAAUAUGUGAAGAAAUAAAGAACAGCCUUAAUAUUUCA
Molecule: messenger RNA, 11000 nt
Organism: Protopterus annectens (West African lungfish)
Lineage: Eukaryota; Metazoa; Chordata; Ceratodontiformes; Protopteridae
Gene: ANKRD52
Product: ankyrin repeat domain 52
Biological process (GO): protein localization to T-tubule; regulation of cardiac muscle contraction
Cellular component (GO): T-tubule
Molecular function (GO): protein binding
Source: RefSeq, a predicted model, not a curated record